AGACCUCAGUUGUGCAAGAGAAGGUUGCUACACUAUACCACAAUGAUUGCUUCUUUGAUUAUUCUUGGUACAGUCUACUUGAUUCAAACUGCAGACGUUCCUGUCCCGAUGUCUUUGACUGUGGUUGAAGCUGGUGGGAAUGUUACUUUGCAAUGCCAAUUUUCUGCGAUGGAAGGAUUCGUAUUCUAUAAGUGGUUUAAGCUUCCACCUGGAUAUAUGAUCCAAACUGUUGUUACUGGAACUUAUAAUCAACCAACACUUCAUGAACAAUUUCACAAGUCGCGUUUUAACGUCAGAGUUGAAGAAGCUCGUUCUUUGCUUACCAUUAAAAACGUAAGCAAAGAGGAUGAAGCAAUAUACUUCUGUCAAAGUGGAUCAGCGUUUAAAGAUAGUAUUGAAAAUGUCACCUUCUUGGUUGUGAAUGAUCGUAACCAGCAGAAAUCUGUCAAUGUGAAGCAAAGUCCAGAGACGGCAUCAGUCCAGCCGGGAGACUCAGUGACUUUCUCAUGUUCACUUCUCUCCAAGAACAAAGCCCAGUGUGAACCCAGUGUGUACUGGUUCAGAGCUGGAUCAGCAGAAUCUCAUCCAGCCAUGAUUUAUACUAACAGCAGUUAUGAAGAAAAGCAAAGAAGCUGUGUCUACAGUCUGUCCAAAACUGUAAGAGACUCCUCUGAUACUGGGACUUACUACUGCACGGUGGCCACAUGUGGACAGAUCCUGUUUGGUGAAGGAACUAAAGUGGAGAUAAGACAAAAACUGGAUCCAGUUGUCUUUGUUCUCGGAGUACUGUUGGCCUGUUGUGUGGCUGUGAUUACUGUCCUUAUUUUUGGCAUAAGUCGAAAGAGAGUUUGUAAACAUUGCAACGGAGCAAAGAGGGCUUCACAUAAUCCUCGACAAGACAGAUCGACAGUGGAUCAAUCAGCUGACCUGGGUGGUUAUUCAGAUGAAGUUAACUAUGCAGCACUGGAUUUCACCGUAAGAAAAUCAAAACAAGUGAAGAAAAAGAAAGAAUUGCCACAAGAGUGUGUGUACUCUGCUGUGAGUGCAGACUACCACACACAUGACCACAACUCUAUGUAGGCCAUGCAGGUCCUGCAUGUGAAUCAGACCCAAAGAGUUUGAUUCCUGCUUGCAGAGUGACUUUCGUGCCAUCAAUGUUAUUACUAUGCAUUGCAUUCCAAAUUGCAUUUAAAUGUUGGCAGACAAAUUGAAGCAGAAAAGCUACGAUCGUGCUUUGGCUUGUGUGUAUGCAAUUUCUAGUGGAGAAAUUUUAAUUGUGAGCUUAUUUUAUGUAGGAAGUGAAAAAUGUUUUGUGUGAAAACAGCCAGUCCCAUGGACACCUUGAGACACAAGCAGAAAAGAGAGCGUUUUAUUAUAACUAAUAUUAGCUAGUUCCACUGCAGUAUAGGGUAAUGCUGUUUAGAAUGGAUUAUAUGUUUUGCUAAUCUGUGAU
Larimichthys crocea (large yellow croaker) is the source of this 1453-nucleotide messenger RNA. RefSeq lists its product as uncharacterized. NCBI's taxonomy places the organism in Eukaryota, Metazoa, Chordata, Actinopteri, Sciaenidae. Bases 43 to 1080 code for a protein of 345 amino acids. The transcript has 6 exons. Gene Ontology annotation, biological process: response to bacterium. The record is from RefSeq and is a predicted model, not a curated record.